Molecule: messenger RNA, 609 nt
Organism: Mesorhabditis spiculigera
Lineage: Eukaryota; Metazoa; Nematoda; Chromadorea; Rhabditida; Rhabditidae
Source: the annotation of a GenBank genome assembly
AUGGACUGGGAAAUCGGAUUUUACCCUGGCGACCAGACGAGGUUCCACUAUCAGCACGAGCUCAUCUCCAUGAACUCGCUCCGUACCCGAAAAUUGCUCCUUUCUCAAACCGCAGCCACCACGCUGACGAUUCUUGGUGGGUGUUUGGUGCCGGAGGGGAUGAAGGCGUUUGAGCUACGAAUCCUUGGGCCUCUAGAUGGCUUGGACCCCAUCUCCCUACUGGACAAGCUUAAACCGGAAACUGGAAAAUACAGUAAUAUUUGGUGCAUUGGCGCUCUUACGCCAGAAAUGGUCCAGUACGCAAAUCUCAAUGCAAACGCCUUUCAAUGCUACUACGAUCCGUUGCUGGCCAUCGAGUUGAAGUGCCCGAGGCUUUCUAUUGAUGUCUUUCGCCGGUAUCGUGGGCCCAUCCAAACGUUCGUCGACCAAAUCGUGGCACAGUGGAAGGAGGGACGGCGUGAAAUUGAGAAGAUUCUGCUGUAUGGGAGCUGGGGAAUGCACCUGCGGCUGGAGGACCAUGUGCGAGGUGAUGGUGAACGGAUUCGAAUUUGGUGCGAAGAUCGAAUGAACCAUGGUGAUGAUUGUCAUGUGAUUGAAAGGGUGACGGCG